UCAUUUCUGUCAUUUUGGAUCAGACCAGAGCUGACCAGAGAAAAUGAGGUGCGGUGUUGUGUUGCUGGUUGCUGUACUCUCCCUGGGAACUGGAGCUGCUGUCCCACUGAACAAAACUAACUAUGAUCAGAUUCAAGAAAACUUUGAUUUAAAUCAGUUUCUUGGGACAUGGUUCACACUUGCAAAUGGCUGUGAUUGCCCUGAGUUCAUUAAGAAAAUUGAGAAAAUAGUAGCAAUUAGCAAGGUAACAUUGUCAACCAACGAGGAAAUGGAUAAGCUCAUCGGGAACUAUGUGUAUGAUCGGAAUGGAAGCUCGUGUGUUCAGGUGGUGGCAAAGUACAAUGUGCAAGAUCUUCCAGGAUACUUUGUAUUUAAUUCCACUAAUGUCUUUGAAGUCACAGCAGAUGUGCGAGUCAUCAAAACCAACUACCAGGAAUAUGCUUUAAUACUGUAUGACAAAAUGAAAGGAAUGAACCAAACAAAAUCAGUGGCCUUGUACGGAAGGACACGGAAGCUGAGGAAGGAGAUCAAUGAAGAGUUCAAAGAGUUUGCAUUAAGACACGGGAUCCCAGAGGACAUGACCAUCUUUCUGCCUGAGAAAGGAGCAUGUGUUCCAUGGAACCCCAUCCCAGAGUCAUCAGUCAAGGAUCGCAAACGUCGAGCACUUGGAGGACAAGAUGAGGAAGGGUCUGGCUUUGAAGACUUCAUGAACACAACUCAUACUGCAGGAUCCUGUCAACUGGCACCUGAUGCUGGGCCCUGCUUCGGCUAUGAGUUAAAAUUCUACUACAACCACAGCUCAAUGGCCUGUCAGACGUUCAAUUAUGGCGGUUGUCUUGGAAACAGAAACAACUUUAAGUCAGAGCAGGAAUGUUUGCAGAGAUGCAGGACUGUAGCUGCCUGUAGAUUGCCUAUGGAACCUGGUCCAUGCAAGUCAAUUAUUCCUCUCUGGGCUUUUGACUCUUCUGCUGGUGCAUGUGUACCCUUCAUGUACAGUGGGUGUCAAGGAAAUGGAAACAAGUUCUACACCAAGAAGGAGUGUGAGGAAUACUGUGAUGCUGUCCCAGAAGAAGAUGAUGAGCUUCUGGUUGUUCCCAAGAAAGUGUAGCUGGAAGUAAAAGAAGAAAACAGUGAGAGCAAUGAUGGAAAUAAUCAUUAAAGUAAUGACUUUGAGUGAUCCAUCAGACACUUUGUACGGCCUGAUGCUAAAGGAUAGAAGGAGUUUACCCAAAUUCCAGCUCAGUGUUGUGACCAUGCUUUCAAACUAAUCGAUCAAUAAAAUUCUGUAAUUGAAAAUA
Chiloscyllium plagiosum (whitespotted bambooshark) is the source of this 1298-nucleotide messenger RNA. RefSeq names its product alpha-1-microglobulin/bikunin precursor (gene ambp). Lineage: Eukaryota; Metazoa; Chordata; Chondrichthyes; Orectolobiformes; Hemiscylliidae. Gene Ontology annotation, molecular function: serine-type endopeptidase inhibitor activity. The record is from RefSeq and is a predicted model, not a curated record.